Messenger RNA from Suillus fuscotomentosus, 1479 nucleotides. RefSeq lists its product as uncharacterized. Lineage: Eukaryota; Fungi; Basidiomycota; Agaricomycetes; Boletales; Suillaceae. The record is from RefSeq and is a predicted model, not a curated record. Bases 139 to 1065 code for a protein of 308 amino acids. The transcript is spliced from 15 exons.
ACGGGUGUGGGAUUAAGGUGUCAGAUGCAUACAUUUAAUUACUCCAAUGAUCCGACCUUCGCUUCACGAUCACUGGCAAUGGUACCUGUUAUUUAAGCCCUUUGAAAUCUUCAUUCAUUCACACCGAUACAACUCCCCAUGGGUACUGCGGAUAAUACUUUUGGAGCGUUCUUGAUCGGGGUUGUAGUCUCCGCCGCGCUUUACGGAGUGACUUGUUUGCAGACAUGGUACUACUUUAGCCGGUAUUUCUCGGAUCCUUGGUACACCAAGCUUUUAGUCGGCGCCGUAUUUGUAUCAGACACAACCCACCAAGCUUUGAUUACACACACCGUGUACACGUACCUUGUCACUGACUUUGGCAACGCCAGUGAUCUCGAGAAACUUGUGUGGAGUUUAUCUGUUGAAGUUUUGUUCAAUGGCUUCACGGGGUUUAUGGUUCAAAGCUUCCUCGCCAAGCGUGUCUACCAUCUGAGCAACAAGAACAUGAUUAUAACCGCGUCCGUGAUGUCACUUGUCAUCGCUGAAUUUGUCAUUGUUAUCAUAUAUGUUGCAAAAGCUGUCGGGUUGACGACCUUCGCUCAAGUUCCCCAGAUCAGGUCAUUGUCAAUGUCUAUAAAUGCUAUAGCAGCUGCGGGAGAUAUCCUUAUCGCUGUGUUGCUCUGCACAUUCCUCCAACGAUCUCGCACUGGGUUCCGUCGGUCCGAUACUAUGAUCAAGAAGCUCAUGCUGUUCACUAUCAACACCGGUCUACUUACCAGUGUUUGCGCAAUGAUGUCCUUUAUUUCUAUUGCAGUGUGGCCUGAUACCUACAUUUACAUCGCAUUCUAUUUCUGCGUGGGACGUCUUUACUGCAAUUCCCUGCUGGCAACCCUCAAUGCACGCAAGGGUGUCCGCCGCGAUUCUUGUGACGAGCACCUGUCGAUCUCGCUACAUAAAGCUCGGAGACCUAUCGACAGUCCCAUCGGUUCAUCGCAAAUGGAGAUGCCGAACGACCUUUCAAUUAAGAUAGAUACCACGCAAGAAUACACUGAAGACGAGGACCUCAAAAGGCCUCAGUCAGUUUAAUUCCUAUGCGGAUGAGAUCACAAAAUGCGCCUAUCUCAUCAGCUAUUACUCCUAGAAGAGCAAGCAUGCUGUGCCUUUGACAAUGUGCAAAUUCAUUUGGUUGUAUAUUCUUCGCAUAGACUUAGUCUAUAUUUCAUUCCAAUUCAUUGAGACUAUCUCAACACACUCGGCAGUCUUCACUUAUCCAUUCAAUACUAGUCACUCACACCGAUGCGUGUAGCUACACAAAUAAUGCUUUCACAGAAUGUAUUUGGUUCCAACAGGCUCGGCCCUGGAAAAUGUAGCAGCGAGGGUACAGAGAAGGAGCAAUCACAUGGAUCUCAAUAGUACCAUUGGCGCUUAUGCAGAAUCGAUUUGGCACAAUACGAUGAAACGCGACCUGACGCGUUUAAUUAGUUGAUCAAUUACCAAAAA